AUGAUGGAAAUUUAUAUCUUGCUGUCCUACAAUUUUCCCCCCUUUUUUCCCGAAAUCAACUCAAAGACUCGCGAGUUGAUUGAGGAGGUUACUGAUCUGCCGGUCAUGGUAGAGCUAGCUAGCGACUUUCUGGAUCGACAAACUCCCGUUUUUCGUGAUGAUGUCUGCAUCUUCAUCAGUCAAUCAGGUGAGACUGCCGAUACUUUGAUGGCACUGCGCUAUUGCAAGGCCCGCGGAAGUCUGGCUUUGGGUAUGACGAAUACAGUUGGCUCAACGAUCAGUCGAGAGACACACUGUGGAGUGCAUAUAAACGCUGGCCCUGAGAUUGGUGUUGCCAGCACAAAGGUACUAGUCCUUUUGAUCUCACUUAGCCUCUUAGAUCUAUGGUAA
Molecule: messenger RNA, 390 nt
Organism: Protopolystoma xenopodis
Lineage: Eukaryota; Metazoa; Platyhelminthes; Monogenea; Polystomatidea; Polystomatidae
Source: the annotation of a GenBank genome assembly